UUGGAGUGCAGAUUAGCCCUCCGGCCGGCGCUGGUUGCCUGUAGGCGCUAAUCGAAGUAUAAAACGUGUCGCGGGUCAGUAAAUGUCAUAGUCCACUACAGACAAUCACAUCAGCAACAAUGGCCGCUAAGUUCGUCGCUAUCCUCUCCCUGGCGGUGGCCGCGUCCGCCAUCCCGGUGGUGCCCCUCGCGAAGGUGGCCUACGAGGAGGCGCCCGCCCACUACGAGUUCCAGUACUCCGUGGCGGACCACCACACCGGCGACAUCAAGCAGCAGCAGGAGUCGCGCGCCGGCGACGCCGUGCACGGCUCCUACUCGCUGCUGCAGCCCGACGGCGUGCAGCGCAUCGUGGAGUACACCGCCGACAAGGAGCACGGCUUCAACGCCAUCGUUCGCUACGAGGGACACCCCACCGAGGCGCCCCACAAGGUCGCCCUCGCCCCUGUCGCCAAGCUCGCCUACGCCGCUUCCGUCGCCAAGAUCGCCUACGCCGCUCCCGUAGCCAAGGUCGCCUACGCUGCCCCCGUAGCCAAGGUCGCCUACGCCGCCCCCGUCGCCAAGGUCGCCUAUGCCGCCGCCCCCGCUCACGUCUCCUUCUCUUCCCCCGUCAUUUCCUACCACCACUAGACUGAUGUUUGAGGCUCGUUGUUAUUAUGACUAGAUUCUAAUAAAUUAUUUAUUGUACGAA
Molecule: messenger RNA, 687 nt
Organism: Cydia fagiglandana
Lineage: Eukaryota; Metazoa; Arthropoda; Insecta; Lepidoptera; Tortricidae
Product: cuticle protein-like
Exons: 2
Coding region: 120-626 (168 amino acids)
Cellular component (GO): extracellular matrix
Source: RefSeq, a predicted model, not a curated record